Toxoplasma gondii ME49 is the source of this 1011-nucleotide messenger RNA. RefSeq lists its product as hypothetical. The record is from RefSeq and is a predicted model, not a curated record. Lineage: Eukaryota; Apicomplexa; Conoidasida; Eucoccidiorida; Sarcocystidae. Bases 232 to 564 code for a protein of 110 amino acids. The transcript is spliced from 2 exons.
GUACCAUCCAGCGGACACACCAAUGUGCCCUGCCAGUGGUCUACAGCUUUCCUAUUUAGCUUGGUCAAACUCCGACAGAAUUCAACAGUGGUGUCUGUCCAUCCGAAGUUUUUAAUGUACUCUUCGUUGCCGAGAUUCAAGACGUCAGGUCCAAUGCAACGAUAACAGGCGGAUGCCAGUUUGCCACAGAAAAGCCUCUCGCCGCCGAACAGUAGAGAAAUAUUUAAGCAAAUGCCCACCAGAGCCUGGUGUACAGACAGCGCGAUCCCAUUGUUUUGUCCUGCGGACCGCGUCGACUUCCUUGUCAGUCUGAGGACUGUAGCCGACAGAAACGUCGCAUCGGCCACCUUCUCGGCAGCAAUUCGCGUCCGAAUUCGAAAAUUAACGCCUGAAGAGGCGGAGAAAAACCGACAGGCGUAUAUGCAACAGACUGUUGGACAGGGGACAUAUGGUCACACCAAGGACUACAGAGCAUUCGCUAUUGAUUCGAAGCAGCUAGACUCGCAAACAGACCACAGAAAGGACGGAAAGAAACAACGUCAAGGGGAAAAAGACAACUCAUGAUGCAUAUUAUGUUUGCAGAGAGACGAGACAACAGACUUCGUCGCAGGACACGACUCGACGGAAAACAAACACACUGCCCAGGGAUGAUACAACUGUGUGCCUCCGCAACACCGUUCAAACCCUACCCAAGAUUGAUAAAAUUUAGAAGCAAAUCCGAAAUACGGAAACAUUUUCGCUGUUAGCUGAAGGUCAACUGUCACACAAUAUUGGUGACUUUGCGGGUCUCGCCCCGGGGACAUGCCCGGUGCAUUUCCAUUGUUCCCUUCGUGUAGUUGAAGCUGACUUGAGUCCCGGUGAACUACCGUUUUGCUUAAACUGAGUAAUAUUGACUAGUGCCGUACCAUCUGUGCAUAUAAUUCGACAGGAUAGAGGGGUUCACGCUAGUCCUUGGUAAACAACCAGUUCCGAACUCCCAAUAUAGAGUGGUACAAACACGUUUCUUGCUCA